CGUAACGCGAGGAUUACGCGGGUGAAUACAUUUCUUGCGUCUGCGCACUGCUGGCAAAGAUCGUGGCCACUCAGUGACCAGAAACCUGCGUGACGUCAUCGUCCUGACUUCUUCCAAAAGCGGACUGGUUGUUCUUUUGGUUCCGGGGAGAUACAAGAGAAAGUGCAAUAUGUCGGGGUUUACUUUAGCCUCGUUGAAUUAGAGCAUACUUGCGUGUUUUUUCACGUUCAACGUCAUUCGUAUUACCCCUGUUGACAUUUGUAUACAUUUGUGACGUGUUUUCCGACUCAGUAAAAUUGAGAAACUGAGAUUAAUUCAGUUUUGUCGUGAGAGUCAAUCAGAAUAGUUGCACAUAACCCUGUGAAUAUGAUAUGUAACUCAAGAUCCGACGCCUCGAAAUCUCUACUGAACAGUUUACGCGAUUGAAAGAUAAUCGCGGUGUAAAUAUUGAGUUAAUACAAAACCUGCCGCUCAAACCUUGUACAAUAUGGGUCUUUUAUUCUCGAAACUAUGGAGUCUGUUUGGGAACGAAGAGCACAAAAUCGUAAUGGUCGGACUGGACAAUGCGGGUAAAACAACAAUUUUGUAUCAAUUUUUGAUGAACGAGGUUGUCCACACAUCACCAACGAUUGGUUCCAACGUUGAAGAAGUUGUUUGGAAAAAUAUUCACUUCAUAAUGUGGGACUUGGGUGGUCAGCAAAGUUUGCGAGCUGCCUGGUCAACUUACUAUACAAAUACCGAAUUCAUUAUAAUGGUGAUCGAUAGUACAGAUCGUGAAAGACUAAGCGUUACUAGAGAGGAACUAUAUUCCAUGUUAAAUCAUGAAGAGUUGAGCAAAGCCAACGUUCUUGUCUAUGCUAAUAAACAAGACUUGAAAGGAAGCAUGAGUGCCGCUGAAAUAUCACGGCAGUUGGAUCUUACGUCGAUUAAAAAGCACCAGUGGCACAUACAAACUUGUUGUGCACUAACAGGAGAAGGGCUGUACCAGGGUCUAGAGUGGAUUGUUGGCAGACUGAAGAAGACAUGACCCAAAUCGUGAAAGCUCAAUCCGCCUUUGUCAAUGAAAUAUACGGAAUGUAAAAUAUUCGAAGGGAUUUAGAUAUUGUGCCACUUUGACUGCUGUACUAAAUAUAAAAUGACGAUUCUAAUACCUGAAAGGUUGAAUGUCCAGCCUUAAUCAAAUACGUACGGAGUAUGGUUGUCAAAGUGUAUUUAUAUAAGUUGAUAACAUUAUUGAAAGCAGAAAGUUAUAACAAAUGUAAAACCGUCGAAUUGUGGAUACAAAGUAUUAUCAUAUCUGGCUAGUUGCGCUACUGAUAAUGUGUGAAGAAAAAAAAAUCAUCCUAUACUUUCAGCAAUUUGCUAUGAAACUAUAUAACCUGCUAUUUUGCAAAAAAUAACGACAUUACCACAUGCUUACAUAUAAUUCCGACGAAUCCUACAAGAUUUACAAUCUGUAGAGGAUUUUUUAGUGCUUCAAGUAUGCAAACAUGUUGUAAGACUUCACAGCAAGGUUAUUCGACGAGCCAAGCUAAAACUUUUCCUGCCAGAAUACAAAAUGUUUUGUGAUAAAUCAUGAUGAAUUGAGUAUUGAAGUGGUUAUGAGAUUAAGGAAAAAAUAAUUGUCAUCUAUUUUAAGCCUGAUUUUCUUUGCACCUGAUACUGUAGAAUAAAUACCAAUGUUAAGGAAUUUGUCUAUCUCAGCUGCAAAUUUUGGCUAACUGCUAUCAGUGGUAUUCAUUUGUGUUGUGAAUGUAGAUGAUAAUUUUCUAAUGCAGCUAUCAAUAUAAUUUCGUAUUUUAUCGAAUAUAAGUCGUUUUUUUUUUUGGUGCUGGGCAUUAACAUAUUCACGACACACGCGUUCUAUCGGUUAUAAAACGAAUUUCACAUUCGAAAGUAAACAGUUUAAAGAUUAGGAUGCAUGAGAAUAAUUUGCCAAAAAAAUAUUUCAGCUCCAAUGAACACUGUAAAAAUUAGAGAUUCGACUUAUGUUCGACAGAAUAUAGUAAAUACUCGAUCAUGUAAAUUGUAAUCGUAAUUUGUAAAACAUGAUAACCGAGAGAAUCAACGUUUUGACGAAAUUUUUAAUCACACUAACUAUCAUUGACAAGCCAUGCAAAAGACUAAUGUUAUCUAAAAUUAGAGUGAUAGACAUCUAAAACCAAAUUGAAAAAAAAUAUAUUAAAUCAAUAAAUAUAUAGAUUUAAAAAUAAGCACGUUAUUUUCUCAUAUUGAGAAAAUUUCUUAGGACAAUUAAUCAUCUUCAGUUUUUCUUUUAAAACGUUAAGCUCACAAGAUGACGAACUGGGUAAAUAAACCAACAAUGAAACUGACUUUUUAAACCUGAGUGUAUACUGAAGUAUAAAAUGUUGUUUCUGUCUGCUACAGUUCUCGUCGUUCACCUCUAGCGUAGAUGCACUUUGUAAACCGAAUAUUAAGGAAUCUAAAAAUUACACUAGUUAAAAGUUUUUGAAAGAUGCAAUAUACUCUUGACUCAAAUAGCCACUCACGAAUUAAAUAAAUGAUACUGCAAACUGUGUACAAAUGUUAAUUAAUUUGAUGAUCGAAUUUUUAAAAUAAAACAAUUAUGUGAUAUACGUUACAACUCUGAACUGUCGUUUAAGUUCACUAUCUCACCUGAAUUGUUUCGGAAAGAGUAAAAACACGUUGCAGAAAUUUCACAGAAAGGUUUCACUAAUACAAUUUUUGCAAUAAAUAUAGGUAUUUGCUCCAAUUCCAUACAAUAAAAAGCCAUUGUAAAAAAUAUGGUUUACUAAGUAAACGGUGACUCAUUUUUAGGAAGAAAAAAUUGAAAAAUCAAUUCUGGCAUUAUUGACAAAUUUUUAUUCAAACUGUGUUUAACAUUUACUAUUAUUUUACUUUUUUUACCUGUUUAAUCUUAUACCUGUUCGAACAGGUGGCAAAUGAGAAAAUAAAAGAAAGUUCGGUAAUGUGAUUCCGCCAGUAAUCUUUAUAUAAUAUGGAUUUUUAGGAAAGAGAGGGCUUUGCAAAUACGCACGUAUUAUUGGAUAAAGUUCCAAAAGUUUCGAUUUAUUUAUUUAUUUCUUUCCUUUUACUAUAAAUAAAGUAUCGCACGCACACAUUCACUCAUACGGCAGUGGAUCUACCACUCGACGCAUCCUUAAUUUACACAUUGUUGCAUCUUACUGUAAUACCUACCGCUAUUUCACAAAUGCUAUGCCACGAGCUAGAGAAUAAUAUUUCACCAUUGCAAAUUGUCUCAUUACAUAGAUACUGAUUCUUCGAUUUAAUAACUCAUAAAAUUGGACUCUCGCUUAAGACCAGCCCAUAAAUAUUAAAUUUAGGCUUAUUGUUAAAGUAACGAACAUACGUAUAUAUGUAUAUAUAUGUAUAUGCACGUAACUGAUGCCAUGAACACAUUGUCUGAAGUACUUAGACGAAUAUAAAUACGCAAUACAUCCGAUUCACGUUUGAAAAUGAUUGAUAAGAAUUCAAAAAAUUCUCUCUUCUCCGAUAAUUCGAGAUAAAAAUCGAAUGGCAUAGAUUUUAUGUCAACACGCGUGACAUUCUACUUUUACAAUAUAUUCCGCUAUUUUCAAUAACUAAUACCUACUGCUAAAAUUUUCUCCAAUGAACUAUUAUUAUUAUUGUUAUUAUUAUCGAUAUUAUUAUCAACGUUUCCCUAAUUGGUAAUAACUAGUAACAUAUGAUUGCUAUGAUAACAAUUAUUUGUUAAUAUUUAUGUUUAAACUGAUCUUUGCUAGAGUUUGGCAAUGCGCUCGAAUUUUCACGCUCAUAUCAGUAUACAAAUUACGUUAAAACAGAGCUCAUUAGAGAUAUCCAUGGUAGUUGUUCAGUUCACAUGAAAUACA
This is a messenger RNA of Diprion similis, 3854 nucleotides long. It is a transcript of the gene Arl5, whose product is annotated as ADP-ribosylation factor-like protein 5B. Gene Ontology annotation, molecular function: GTPase activity; GTP binding. The coding region runs from base 488 to 1027 and encodes 179 amino acids. Gene Ontology annotation, biological process: protein localization to Golgi membrane; vesicle-mediated transport; intracellular protein transport. Lineage: Eukaryota; Metazoa; Arthropoda; Insecta; Hymenoptera; Diprionidae. The transcript has 3 exons. The record is from RefSeq and is a predicted model, not a curated record. Gene Ontology annotation, cellular component: cytoplasm; trans-Golgi network.